Molecule: messenger RNA, 755 nt
Organism: Chiloscyllium plagiosum (whitespotted bambooshark)
Lineage: Eukaryota; Metazoa; Chordata; Chondrichthyes; Orectolobiformes; Hemiscylliidae
Source: RefSeq, a predicted model, not a curated record
UCCAAAACAAAAGUAAUUGACUGAGCAUAUAAAAGCCCGAAUCCUUCAGUGGGUCUCUCCACGCAUCGCAGCGACAGAGUGAUGAUGUACAAUCUGCUCCUUGUUGUGUUACUUGCAGCCAGUGCUUAUGGCUGCGGACAGACCAGCUACCCUCCAUAUUCCUCAAAGGUGGUGAAUGGGAUUGACGCGAGGCCCUACAGCUGGCCCUGGCAGCAAGGAAAUCUUCUGCCUUCCAGGAAUGAUAUUGCUCUGAUCAAGCUCGCAGAGCCUGCUUACCUGAAUGAUAAAGUUCAGCUUGCCUGCAUUCCACCUGCUGGAUACCUUCUUCCCAAUAACUUUUAUUGUUACAUUACUGGAUGGGGACGCCUGUACACUAAUGGCCCACUUCCAGAAAAGCUACAGCAAGCUUAUAUACCAGUCAUUGAUUAUGAACACUGCAGCCAAAGUGACUGGUGGGGCAGCACUGUGAAAACGACGAUGGUUUGUGCCGGAGGUGGUGAAAAGGCUGGAUGUAAUGGAGACUCUGGUGGACCUUUGAACUGCAAGGACUCUAAUGGGUUGUGGUAUGUCCAUGGUGUGACCAGCUUUGUGUCAGCUUGGGGAUGCAACACCAUAAAGAAACCCACAGUCUGGACCCGGGUGUCUGCCUUCAAUGACUGGAUUGCCACGACUAUGGCCAACAAUUAAUGGAGGAAAACAUUGACUUUCAUCAAAUUGGUGUCCCUUGAUGAGUAAUAAACUACAUCAUGAAGUAA